AUGGAUAUCGACGUUUCUCCGACAAGGGACACCACUAGACGUGUCCAGUAUUGUUCCAAAUGGAAGAGAAUAGGGAACACUAUAUACGUAUCGGCUAGCGUGGGCUGCGAUAUGAUGUAUCACCAACGCGCGCCCACGCCAAGGGAGCAAAUGGAACUCGGGAUCGCGAAUAUGAUGGCCGCCGUUCAAGGCGCCGGGAGCAACAAGGAUUACAUCGCAAAGCUGACGAUGUACCUCACGCGCAAGGACAAUCAUUUCGACAUGAUGAUGAGCAUAUUGGCGCAGUAUUUCGGGAAGCCAGAAGACGUGCCUCCUUGGACGUGCCUCGGUGUCUCGGCUCUUCCGCAGGCCACUUGUUUCGCCAUCGAGUGCAUCUGCGAGUUUCUGGGCCAACUCCCGCCGUCCGGUACCGCUACCCUGUCGGGCCGGAGUGUCACCAGCUCGACUCCCAACCAAGACUACGAUGCAUGA
Postia placenta MAD-698-R-SB12 is the source of this 471-nucleotide messenger RNA. RefSeq lists its product as hypothetical. The transcript is spliced from 4 exons. The record is from RefSeq and is a predicted model, not a curated record. NCBI's taxonomy places the organism in Eukaryota, Fungi, Basidiomycota, Agaricomycetes, Polyporales, Adustoporiaceae. Bases 1 to 471 code for a protein of 156 amino acids.